UGUGAGCUGAGCUGGGAAAAAAUUAUUUCGGUGAAAAAGAUGUCAUGCACAACGCAACACAACGUAAUGUAUAUCGAAAUCAAAAGAAGGGGAAGAAUCUCUGUAUAUAUCAAUUGCUAAAGAUUAAAUUAUAUUUCUUUACUGUAUGUAAAAUCACAUGAAAAAACAUUGAAAAUGCAGUGUUUAGUGCCCUACUGCAAGACCGCGGAACUGUGCGGUUCUGAGAGAAUAACGUUUCAUGAGCUUCCCAGUCAAAUGCAUCUCCGUGCUGCUUGGCUCAGAUCUCUCUGCAUAGAAGCCGCUGACCUGCUAGACUCUGCUGUGGUCUGCUCACAGCAUUUUCUAAGCGAUGACAUGUGUAAAACAGAAAGUGGCUCAAGGCAGAUACGCAUUGGUGCCAUUCCAUCAACAGUACAGGUCUGCAUGAUGUGUCUGGACAUUCACAGCAAGAUGAUUUUAAUAAGGAAAUACAAACUGGAAGAAGCGUAUGAAAACUUAGUGGGACAUCCAUUGUGCGAUCAAAGAAGCUAUAAACAAACACUUUGCGUACAUUGCGCUCAAAGAUUGCUAAACUUCAGUAGAUUAAGAGACAACAGUUUAAGAGCUCGCGCACUGAUGAUGGAGUUAGUUGAAAAACAUGGACUUAUAACAAUACAACAUACGGAGUUGAUGGACAAAUUGAAAAAUCAACUAAAACCUAACAUUGUACAGAGUGUACUAAAACCUAAUCACUGUGAUUUACAUAUAAAACAUUUUGAUGUAGACAAAAAGACUAAACUACGUAGAUCUGAAGAACACGUCAUUGUUAAAGCGGUUGCAGUGAAAAAUGAAAAAGAUGACACUCGACUUGAAACAGAAGUUAAAUAUGACACGAGUAAUGCAGAUAGUUUAGAUGUCAAAUUAAUCGUAGCUAAGGAAGAAUGUUUGUCAGAUGAUAGUGUAAUGUCUGAACCAAAGUCAAUAACUGAUCUGAUGGUAAAACCUUUAAGCUCUGAAGUGUUUGGAACACCGGUUAAGUGUGAAAUAAGCAUUGAGUGUACAAUCUGUUUAAAGGAAUUUGCGGAUGAAGAUAUAUUAAACGACCAUAUGGCAUUGCACAUGGAGGACAAUCAGAUACUGGAUGAGAAUUUUUCUGCAUAUGAUACUUCAGCGAAUUUACCCAGUUUAGUGGCGUUGUUACAAGAUCAACCAGAUUCACGAGAAGAACAAGAAAUUGGCGAGCAAAACACGUUAUGUCCAACACCUUGCUCUGAUUCAAUGCCUACUUCAUCUAAAAACCAAGCUUCUGAAUACACACAGCCAUCAGUACCGUCGGACGAUAAAAACGCAUUAGGACUCAGUUUCACAAAUAGUGUCAAAGGCGGAGCCAUUUUACACCGUUCUGGAUAUAGGUUUCGUAUCAGCAAGACAAACAAAAAUCAAACUUCCCUGUGGGUGUGCACCGCGAAACCCUGCACGGCGUCACUAACUUUGAACUGCAGUAAGACGAAUGUCGCUAGGGAAACUGCCCAUACUUGCACACCGGAUUACAAGGAACUAUAUGUCGCCAAAGCGAUAGACGAAUGUAGGACUAGAGUCAAAGCUGGUAUGGAACCUAUUCCAUCUGUAUACCAAGAAUCUAUUGCCCAUUUAAUGACCCUAGAUUGUGCCGACCAGAUCCCAGAUUUCAACAGUGUCAAAAGUUCCCUUUACAGGUCACGCAACAAAUCUCUGGGUGUUGACAGAACGUCUUUUAAUACGCUUUCUGAUGUAGUCAUAUCAGAAUCCUAUGGCGAUAAUUUUUUGUUUGUUGACGAUGGCACCGAUGAGAAAAUCUUGUGCUUUGCAUCGGCGAAGUGCAAAAAUGCAUUUAAAAAUGUCAGCCGUUUGUUGUUAGAUGGAACGUUUAAAGUGAAGCCAAAACUUUUUCAACAUAUCUACACAAUAUACGGCGAUCUAGCUAACGACACUUUUGUUCCACUACUGUUUUGCCUUCUGCCGAACAAAAAACAAAUAACGUAUACGAGACUUUUUACGUUGCUCAAGGAUAAAAUCCCAGACUUCAGGCCCACCGAAAUAAAAAUUGAUUAUGAAGUUUCGGCUUUAAAUUCAAUACAUGAAGUGUUUCCCGAAGUUGUGGUCAGUGGAUGCUUCUUCCAUUACAGUCAAGCUUUAUGUAAGAAUGCGAAGAAACUUGGGGUUACGGAGGCAGAGGGCGGCAAAAAAUUUGUGGGACUGUGCGUCGCGUUGGCCCACCUUCCACAAGAUAACAUAAUUGAUGGGUGGCUUUAUCUAUCGCAAAAUUCACCGAACGGAGCGCAGAUCAGUGCAUUCAAGGAAUACAUGUUCAAGGAAUGGAUUGAUAAAAAUUCUCAUCUUAUGUGUUGUCAUGAUGAUACAUACACGAUAACCAAUCACGUGGAAGGUUGGCACAGCCGACUCUACAAGAAAAUAAAAAAAAAAACCACUCUAUACCAAAUUAUCGAUAUUUUUAAAACUGAAGCCCGCAAGAGUGACCUUGAAAUAGACGACAAAAUAAACAAUCAAAUUCUUGAAAUACCAAACAAGCGACCGCGGACUAAAAACAAAGAUGUCGCGCUUAGGAAUAUUGUUAAUGAUUUCACGAUGAAAAAAAUAGCAAUCGAUGAAACUCUACACCGUCUAUCGAAUAUAAAACUGGUGACUCAUAAAGGCAUCCCCUGACAACGUAUUUAUUAAAAAUUGGCGAAAAGUGCACCAGAUUCCAAACACGA
This is a messenger RNA of Pararge aegeria (speckled wood butterfly), 2732 nucleotides long. RefSeq lists its product as uncharacterized. Bases 175 to 2682 code for a protein of 835 amino acids. NCBI's taxonomy places the organism in Eukaryota, Metazoa, Arthropoda, Insecta, Lepidoptera, Nymphalidae. The transcript is spliced from 7 exons. The record is from RefSeq and is a predicted model, not a curated record.